CAGUACAGGGUCGUCUCAAUUUAGAUCUCUUCUCCCGUUUCAUUUCCCGGGUUGCGAGGUACCGAAAGUGCUUUUUACGGGAACAUGUCCGGGAAUUUGGGCUUAUGCGAGACUCCUGGUUGCGGCUCGUUUGCCAGUUUACAAUGUCCUACCUGCCUGAAAAUCGGUAUUCAGGGAUCCUAUUUCUGCAGUCAAGAAUGCUUUAAAGGGAGUUGGAAGACGCAUAAAGUACUUCAUCAACUUGCGAAGGGCGAGAAUGGAAAUAAAUCUUCGGAUGAAUACAAUCCCUGGUCGUCGUACAACUACACCGGUAAAUUACGUCCUUUUAGGAAACACCCUACCCGAGAGGUGCCAGCAUCCAUUGCCCGUCCAGAUUAUGCCUUGCACUCAUUGGGAAUACCUCUCAGCGAACAAGCCGUCAGAGGAUCUGCUCAGAUCAAAGUAUUGGACGAUGAAGAAAUUGAAGGAAUGCGAGUCGCGUGCAAACUGGGAAGAGAAGUCCUGGAUGAAGCAGCACGUGCAUGUGACGUUGGCGUCACAACUGCCGAGUUAGACAGAGUUGUUCACGAAGCAUGUAUCGAAAGAGACUGUUAUCCAUCGCCAUUGAAUUACUACCAGUUCCCUGCCAGCUGUUGCACAUCCGUCAACGAAGUGAUCUGUCAUGGGAUACCGGAUACCAGACCAUUACAGGACGGUGACAUUUGCAACGUUGACGUUACGGUGUACCACAACGGCUUUCAUGGGGAUCUGAACGAGACCUUUUUAGUGGGAAAUGUGAAGCCUGAAAUAAAGAAGUUAGUCGAAGUGACAUACGAAUGCUUAUCCAAAGCCAUUGACAUAGUACGUCCAGGUGAAAAGUAUCGAGAAAUCGGUAACAUCAUUCAGAAGCAUGCUCAGGCCCAUGGAUUCAGCGUCGUGCGUAGUUAUUGCGGCCACGGAAUACAUCGUCUCUUCCACACUGCUCCGAAUGUGCCGCAUUAUGCCAAGAACAAAGCAGUGGGUGUGAUGAAACCAGGACACUGCUUCACCAUCGAGCCUAUGAUAUCGCAGGGUACUUGGAAAGACGAGAUGUGGCCCGAUAAUUGGACCGCGGUCACUGCCGAUGGCCAGUGGUCGGCACAAUUCGAGCAGACCCUCUUAGUCACGGAAACGGGGUGCGACAUUCUUACCAAGCGACUCACAAAUGACGGGAAGCCAUGGUUUAUGGAUAAAUUGUAGUAUCAUCCGAGUCAACCGUUUGGCUUCCGUCGAGAAUGAACAAGAAUCGAGCAUACCAGGAGCUCCGAGUGAUAUUUUCUGCAAAACAUUCGUACUCUGCAUACACGCGUCUCCCCCUUGAUGACGUACUUCUCGAUGGGUGCACGUCUUAGAACCGGCUAUGCAAUUCUAAGAUUCAUUUUAAGCUUUUUCUAAAUUUUUAACUGGGCGAUCGAGCACUAAAGCCUGAAAGGACGUAUACCUUACACAUUUUUUAUCGUAUCAAGUCCUUCCGCCUACCAGUUUCUAGUGUCCUACAGAGCGAAUUUUUUAAAUCAUUAUGCAUUUUUCUCCAAGCUUUAGUGCCACAUCCCGGCGAGUCUAACGUUUAUGUAGUAGAAUUGGCCUUUUAACGAUUAUUCAAACUAUUGCGAGUGUAAACAAAAAAUACAUAUGUUUAGCAGGAUCGAUCGAUCGCAUUAAAAGUAUGUAUUCGAAAAAAAACGCCAGGGCCUUUGUCCACCAAUCGUUUGUAUAUACUUAUUCGCAAUUCGCAGGAACGAUGGGUAGAAUUGCGAGAUCAAACAAUUGUGAGGCUUCAGUUCGGUUGCGUAUGUACAUAUAUGACGAGCAUUCGUCGACUUGACGCGGGGCAAUAAAUAAAUAAAUUAAAAACGUAA
Molecule: messenger RNA, 1877 nt
Organism: Orussus abietinus
Lineage: Eukaryota; Metazoa; Arthropoda; Insecta; Hymenoptera; Orussidae
Product: methionine aminopeptidase 1
Exons: 6
Coding region: 85-1218 (377 amino acids)
Biological process (GO): proteolysis
Molecular function (GO): metalloaminopeptidase activity
Source: RefSeq, a predicted model, not a curated record